This is a messenger RNA of Endocarpon pusillum Z07020, 882 nucleotides long. RefSeq lists its product as uncharacterized. Bases 1 to 882 code for a protein of 293 amino acids. The transcript is spliced from 4 exons. Gene Ontology annotation, biological process: endoplasmic reticulum to Golgi vesicle-mediated transport. NCBI's taxonomy places the organism in Eukaryota, Fungi, Ascomycota, Eurotiomycetes, Verrucariales, Verrucariaceae. The record is from RefSeq and is a predicted model, not a curated record. Gene Ontology annotation, cellular component: membrane; trans-Golgi network.
AUGCCCAGCGCAGUCUCUGGCAACCCCUACGAGAACGACCCCGUUAUUGAGCAGGACCUGAUAGAUCCCGAUGGCAAGUCAUACAAUGACGCAGAUGAUCCUGUUCAGAUCAUAUCGGAUCGUGCUCCACUGACAGGCAACAUCCACUCGUCCUCCUCUCGCACGCCCGUCUCUCAAAGCUACCUAACCUCCUCCAUACCUGGUGAAGAUCGAAGAGCGCCGCAAAAUACGAUCGACGAGAGCGUUUGGCAAACCGUGUCGAGAGACUUGCUGGCAGUAUGGGAGAAGAUGAAGCAGGUGCUGUGGCCUAAAUAUCUGCUUGGAGGAAUGCUGCAGAGGGGUGGUGGAAUAGCUGCUGCAGAACGUGGAGAAAUGGACGGAUUUGGGAGAGGCCUCCGUGGGAUGGUAGGAAGGUGGCCAGACGCGGAUGGUAUCUUACAAGGGGGAAUGAGUGAAGGCCUCCGAGAUUGGGAUUUAUGGGGCCCUCUGGUGUUUUGCCUUUUACUCAGCAUGUUCCUCUCGAUAGCAGCAUCAAGUGCUCAGGGAGAUCUCAUCUUCUCGGGCGUUUUCUCAAUCGUAUGGAUCGGAGAAGCAGUUGUAACCGCACAGAUCAAGCUUCUGGGUGGCAAUAUCUCGUUCAUGCAGUCCGUUUGCAUUAUCGGAUAUACCCUCUUUCCUCUCGUCAUCGCCGCUCUCCUCAGCGCCCUGGGCCUUCCCUCCAUUGCUCGCAUCCCCGUUUACAUUGUCCUUGUUGGUUGGUCAUUAGCAGCUGGAGUCAGCAUACUGGGCGGUUCUGGUGUGAUCAAGAAUCGGGUUGGUCUCGCGGUAUACCCAUUACUGGUUUUCUAUGUUGGCCUUGGAUGCCUCUGUUUCAUUAGCUAG